Messenger RNA from Suillus discolor, 625 nucleotides. RefSeq lists its product as uncharacterized. NCBI's taxonomy places the organism in Eukaryota, Fungi, Basidiomycota, Agaricomycetes, Boletales, Suillaceae. Bases 1 to 456 code for a protein of 151 amino acids. The transcript has a single exon. The record is from RefSeq and is a predicted model, not a curated record.
AUGAUAGUUGAAAUCAAACCGGAGCCACAUGCCGGUAGGAAAUUCGAAUGGGAAUCUAUCUGGAAGGAUCAAGUACGGGAGCAGGUUCUUCAUGCAUUUGAGGCUGAUGGUACUCUGAAAUACUUGGGAGUCAUCAUAGCUGCUGGUCGUCAUUGGGUCUACGGCAUCGUGAACCGGGGACAUCUACUUCCUCGGACAAUGUCAGAGAUGCGCGAUCCAACUUUCCGCGGCACUAGAUCGCCAGCAUCAUCGUCUAAUGACUCCACGGUAGAGGAGAGGGAAGUCCAGCGUUCUGUUCCCUCGUUGGACAUCCCCAACUUUUUCCCCAAAACAGAGAAUGGCGCCUUCUAUAAAUUUGAUCUCCUGGACAUCCUGGACGCCAGGGGAGUGUCCCUCAGAGCCUUUGAAGAAAUUUUAAAUGACCUCCGCCGUAAAAAUAGUGAUAUUUGGUUCUAGGGCAUCUUAAUGGUGUGGGCAGGAGGGACGGUUUGGUAUUAUCGCGAGGCGGAAUAGAGAUGUAAUAAUGUGGUAUACAACAACGUUGGGUAGAAUGUUACACGUACAAAUCUUAUGGUUAUGUAGUCGCCACAUGCAGUAUACAAGAUUCAAUGAAGAAGCCAUGAAU